Sorex fumeus (smoky shrew) is the source of this 1294-nucleotide messenger RNA. It is a transcript of the gene ABHD17C, whose product is annotated as abhydrolase domain containing 17C, depalmitoylase. Gene Ontology annotation, cellular component: endosome membrane; plasma membrane. The transcript is spliced from 3 exons. Gene Ontology annotation, biological process: protein depalmitoylation. The record is from RefSeq and is a predicted model, not a curated record. NCBI's taxonomy places the organism in Eukaryota, Metazoa, Chordata, Mammalia, Eulipotyphla, Soricidae. Gene Ontology annotation, molecular function: palmitoyl-(protein) hydrolase activity. The coding region runs from base 80 to 994 and encodes 304 amino acids.
CCUGCCGAGCCGGCCCCGCCCCGCUGCCGCGCCCCCGCGGCCGGCCGGCCUGGCAGGGGCGGCGGGAGCCGGCGGCCCGAUGCCCGAGCCCGGCCCCAGGAUGAACGGCUUCUCGCUGGGCGAGCUGUGCUGGCUCUUCUGCUGCCCGCCGUGCCCGGGCCGCAUCGCCGCCAAGCUGGCCUUCCUGCCGCCCGAGCCCACCUACGCGGUGCUGGCGCCCGAGCCGCGCGCGCCCGCCCGCGACGACAGCCCGGCCGGCGCCUGCAGCCUGCACCUGAGCGAGCGCGCCGACUGGCAGUUCUCGCAGCGCGAGCUGGACGCCGUCGAGGUCUUCUUCUCGCGCACGGCCCGCGCCAACCGCCUGGGCUGCAUGUUCGUGCGCUGCGCGCCCGCCGGCCGCUACACGCUGCUCUUCUCGCACGGCAACGCCGUGGACCUGGGCCAGAUGUGCAGCUUCUACCUGGGCCUCGGCUCGCGGCUCAACUGCAACGUCUUCUCCUACGACUACUCGGGCUACGGCGCCAGCUCGGGCCGCCCCUCGGAGAAGAACCUGUACGCGGACAUCGACGCCGCCUGGCAGGCGCUGCGCACGCGGUACGGGGUCAGCCCCGAGAACAUCAUCCUGUACGGGCAGAGCAUCGGCACGGUGCCCACCGUGGACUUGGCCUCCCGCUAUGAGUGCGCAGCCGUCAUCCUCCACUCCCCACUCAUGUCUGGCCUGCGCGUGGCCUUCCCCGAUGCCAGGAAGACUUACUGCUUUGAUGCCUUCCCCAGCAUCGACAAGAUCUCCAAAGUCACCUCCCCGGUGCUGGUCAUCCAUGGGACGGAGGACGAGGUCAUUGACUUCUCGCACGGGCUGGCCAUGUACGAGCGCUGUCCACGGGCUGUGGAGCCGCUGUGGGUGGAGGGGGCAGGACACAACGACAUCGAGCUCUACGCGCAAUACCUGGAGCGGCUGAAGCAGUUCAUCUCGCACGAGCUCCCCAACUCCUGAGGGCCAGCCCGCCCCACCUGUGGGGACACCGGGGUGCUCAGUACGGGGCGAGGCCGCAGCCUCCCUCCCUGGCCGGCCUCCACCCUUGGGUCGCUGGUGCAGGCCUAGCCGGACCUGUGCUCCGCACCGUGAGCCAUACUUGCAUCUGUGACGGGGUCUGAAAAUGCCUUGUUCUUUCUGUGGGCGCCCCGUCGCCCCCAAACACGUGGCCAGAUGGCCCAUGUGCAGGAACUCUCACCAACAGCUCCAUGAACCUCCUGGAUGUAACUGGAAUAUUCUGAACAGAAACUGAGUGUGUUU